Messenger RNA from Etheostoma cragini (Arkansas darter), 1600 nucleotides. Its product is annotated as rho-related GTP-binding protein RhoA-D-like. The record is from RefSeq and is a predicted model, not a curated record. Gene Ontology annotation, cellular component: neuron projection. The transcript has 5 exons. Gene Ontology annotation, molecular function: GTPase activity; GTP binding. NCBI's taxonomy places the organism in Eukaryota, Metazoa, Chordata, Actinopteri, Perciformes, Percidae. Gene Ontology annotation, biological process: small GTPase-mediated signal transduction. The coding region runs from base 201 to 791 and encodes 196 amino acids.
GUGGCAACGUGCAGAUCAGAGAGCACUCCCUAAGGCGUAAUGUGAUGCCAGAGAUGUCAGUGGUCGCUUUGGACCCAGCAUGAGCAGGACGUUUUUGUACAACAUUGUGUUCCUGUUUCAUCUUGUGUUCCUGUGAUCUCUUACAAAUAAUUUCAGAUGUAAUGUAGAAUUCACAAACGAGACAAAGUGUGGCUUUGUUGAUGACAGAGAUGGCAACCAUUCGGAAGAAGCUGGUGAUUGUCGGGGAUGGAGCGUGUGGGAAAACAUGUCUUCUCAUUGUUUUCAGUAAAGACCAGUUUCCUGAAGUCUACGUCCCGACAGUGUUUGAGAACUACAUCGCUGAUAUUGAGGUUGACGGAAAACAGGUGGAGUUGGCGCUGUGGGAUACUGCAGGCCAAGAGGACUACGACAGGUUGAGGCCUCUGUCGUACCCUGACACAGAUGUCAUCCUCAUGUGCUUCUCCAUCGACAGCCCAGACAGUUUAGAAAAUAUCCCUGAGAAGUGGACGCCUGAGGUGAAGCACUUUUGUCCCAAUGUUCCUAUCAUCCUGGUGGGGAACAAGAAGGACCUGAGGAAUGAUGAGCACACACGGAGAGAGCUGGCCAAGAUGAAGCAGGAGCCGGUAAAGACUGAAGAAGGCAGAGACAUGGCGGGCAGGAUCAGUGCUUUUGGCUACUUGGAGUGCUCUGCCAAAACCAAGGAUGGCGUGCGGGAGGUGUUUGAGAUGGCCACUAGAGCGGCGCUGCAGGUCCGCAAGCGCAAAAAGAGAGGCGGCUGCACGCUGCUGUGAGCAGUCAACGCACCAUAAAAUCAACUGACCAAUAGGAGAAAGAAAAAAAAAAUCACUUGAAAAGGACUGACCUUUACCAAAUUGCAUCCUUGUACUGUAUCUCACCUUUCACGAUAACAGGCAGGCAGAUGAAUCGAAUGCAAACAAACCGAAUACAGGAAAUUGACUUUGUCUAUAUUACAACCGUGGUUCGAAAUUGAUGUUUAAAGUUGCUUGUUGAUUUGUAUUUUUUUCCCCCUCCAAACUCUGUCUUUACAGUGUUUUCCUACUCUGUUUUUCUUUAUUUGUAACUUACAGAGGCAGUGAUAGAUGCACAAAUUUGUAUGCAAUAUUGUUCUUCACGAGCUUGAGCAAACAUUAUCCAUCUUGGCUUGUAUAAAGUCUUCAUAAGUAAGGUCCAGACUGUCCUUUUAGUAUAACUUCUGUUUCUCAUGGUAGAGCAUAAGAGCUAGUGCCUUUUUCUUUCUCUUUAGUUUGUACGACACUGUACUUCUUAUGCUUGUCACCUAGCUUACAUUUCAACUGAGGGGCUAUCCAUUCUACUGUAGCUAGUGUUGUCAUUGUGAAACCUGAGCAAAGGCAUAACUAAGAUAUUUCAGUAGCUGCCUCAUGUAAAAAAUAAUUUGACAGAUAAUCGGAAUAUUCACAUUCAUCCUUCAUAACUAAUGUAAAUCUGUGCAAUGGAAUUAGAUUGGGGGGUGGGAACCGGCCAAUCGAGACACAAACCAAUAUGACUCAACUAUGCACAAUGGCUGUUAGGAACAACAGGGAGCUGUAACAGAAAUAAAAGCCAAAGCUUGGUGAAACCU